ACAAAUUCGCCCAAACUUCAUAUAUAAAGCAUUAAAUAUUCUUCCUUUUUUUCCCCAUUCAUUCCUCAUUUUUUUUGUCUCCAAUUCUCCAUCGGCACAACACAAAGUUGUUUUUGGACUGAAAAAUGGGGCAGAUCCAGUAUUCUGAGAAGUAUUUUGAUGAUACCUAUGAGUACAGGCAUGUUGUUCUUCCUCCUGAUGUAGCGAAAUUGCUUCCUAAGAAUCGUCUUCUCUCUGAAAAUGAGUGGCGGGCUAUUGGAGUUCAGCAGAGCAGAGGAUGGGUGCACUAUGCUAUUCAUCGACCAGAGCCUCAUAUCAUGCUCUUCAGGAGGCCACUGAACUAUCAGCAGCAACAAGAGAACCAGGCUCAGCAAGUUCUGCUUGCCAAGUGAAGAAACAUGUCUCUCGUUUCUUUUUCCUAAUGAAUUAAAUCAUAUACAGAUAGUAACUGUUCAUUUCAUCUAGAAAUGAUAUGAUAGUUUAUGGAUGUCUAGUUAAAUGUCUGGAUUUUAAAGAUGUUAAAAGUACUGUAUUGCUUAGUUCUCUUCAUAUUGUGGAGUUUAGGUAUUGAAUUACCGUAUUCUAAACAAUCAGAUUUUAUAUCUGCGUGCUUGGAAUUGAUGCUCUAUGAAAGUGUCACUGGACCUGUUUGCUUUUCUUUA
This is a messenger RNA of Solanum dulcamara, 662 nucleotides long. Its product is annotated as cyclin-dependent kinases regulatory subunit 1. Gene Ontology annotation, biological process: regulation of mitotic cell cycle. Gene Ontology annotation, cellular component: SCF ubiquitin ligase complex; cyclin-dependent protein kinase holoenzyme complex. The transcript has 4 exons. Gene Ontology annotation, molecular function: ubiquitin binding; protein kinase binding; histone binding. NCBI's taxonomy places the organism in Eukaryota, Viridiplantae, Streptophyta, Magnoliopsida, Solanales, Solanaceae. The record is from RefSeq and is a predicted model, not a curated record. Bases 126 to 392 code for a protein of 88 amino acids.